This is a messenger RNA of Cladophialophora carrionii CBS 160.54, 741 nucleotides long. RefSeq lists its product as uncharacterized. Lineage: Eukaryota; Fungi; Ascomycota; Eurotiomycetes; Chaetothyriales; Herpotrichiellaceae. Bases 1 to 741 code for a protein of 246 amino acids. The transcript is spliced from 3 exons. The record is from RefSeq and is a predicted model, not a curated record.
AUGGAUAGUGAUAUUGGCCCGAAGUUUGAGUUUCCUUCAGGUACCAGCCAACACACAAAAGACGAGAUGAACACGGCGUCAAAGGACGCAAUGACACUGGCGAGAUUGGUGGCCAUCACCUCUGUCCCUUGCGAUACGGGCUUCCUGCGAUACUUCCAACCACAAGACCAUUUGUUCGUGCAGCGAGUUUUCCGCACCAUUGCCAACAUCCCCUUCGGCCAGCAAUUUGACCCCAGCAAUAUCGCCGAGCUUUUGACGUCGAUGGACAAGGAGCCGACGCUGAAUCCGAAAUUCGAGCAUUUAUCAAUCUCUCUCGGAGACCACCCCGAUGUGCGCGAGCAAGACCGCGGAAGAAGUUGCAAGGAUGGCAAGCUGGGAGCUCAAACGACAUAUCUGCCUUCGGUGUAUGGUGAUCGCGCGUUGAUGGCGCUUUGCCAGCCGUCGUUCGAGUUCUACUACUCCCUGCAGGACAUUGAGCAUCCGCCUGAGUGGGCCCUGACUGCACCAGGCGGCAAGCCAGAAGGUGGAUUCAGCUGUGACGGCUUGCUCGACAGAGAUAGCAGCUACAUGCUCAGUCCCGGCUCUGUCAUCCUCCAUGAGCUGAUGCACUGGCCCUAUCUGCUGCAGGAUAUCCCAGAUUAUGCCAGGCUCGCGCAGCCAACGACGGGUGGAUACUCCAAGAUCCUGGACUUCGCGGGGCCGAAUCCGUCCGACGGCUAUGCUAAGUUUUCGAGUUGCUGA